Molecule: messenger RNA, 309 nt
Organism: Phytophthora nicotianae INRA-310
Lineage: Eukaryota; Oomycota; Peronosporomycetes; Peronosporales; Peronosporaceae
Exons: 1
Coding region: 1-309 (102 amino acids)
Source: RefSeq, a predicted model, not a curated record
AUGAACCCCGAAAAAGCGCGCAAGUUUUCCCUUGUUCGUCAAGCAGUUCGAAACCUCGACAGAGUAGAAAACGAAGGGAUGGAGUCCAUGGAGCUCAAACGUAUUGUUGAUGCCACUGAAAGAAUGCAAAUUGGCAAUUGUGACGCGACCCCAGCUGUGACCAUGGAGGAAGCCGAGGAAAAUCUUUUAGUCGAGCACCAAGAAAUACCUGGGCUUGAUACCCCCGAGUACUGGCAGAGCGUGUUUGAUGUCCUUGGUGAAGAAGCCUCAGAUUGGGACGGCAACUUCGACGAAGAGAGUGAACUAUGA